AUGGCGGUCGAAAGCGUUUCGAAUCAUGGAGAACUCGAGGAGAGGAUCGAGAAGACCCAGAAAAGCGCAGUGCCAGCCGGAAGACGAGAUACUUUUGAGACUGCCCGUUCAGUCUCUCCUGCAAUUCAGGUGCGUUUCCAAAUCAUGAAGUUCUUCGAUUUCAAGUUCCCAAUUCGUGAAAACCCACCUUGGAAACACAAAAUAUUGCCAAAUUUGGAUGCUAAAAAUGCGUUUACAAGAGCAUGUGGGUUUGGUUAUGAUAAGUCUACCGAUGACUACAAGGCGGUUAGGAUCUUUAGUGAGGGUCAGAACCAGAGUGGGGUGGGGAUGGGGUUGGUGGCUCUCCAUUGGGUCACCCAUGUUGAUACGGAAUCGAGUUACUCUUCUUGGGUGAUUGCUUCUCUUGAUUUGGAGAAGGAAACGUAUGGAGCAAUUGUGCCACCUGAUUAUGGGGUUUAUGUUAUUGAUUUGACAUUGCGUGUUUUAAAAGGAUGCCUUCAUGUGCUCUGCAACUUCUCGACUUGUGUUGAUGUAUGGGUAAUGAACGAGAAUGGCAAGAGAGAACCUUGGACUAAGUCGUUCACAAUACCAUAUUCUGUAGUGUCAAGAAUUUGCCACUACACACCAUUGUGCAUUUCAAAGAAUGGUGAAAUUUUAUUGAAAUUUGAGAAUCGGUUAGUUCUUUACAAUUUGAAAGAUGGUAAAUUUAGGAAUCCUGGAAUACCUAACAUGUGCAACUGUCUUCCAGUGGAUACCUAUGUUGAGAGCUUAGUCUCCCUUGAUGGUAAUAAUUUGGGUUAG
Messenger RNA from Camellia sinensis, 801 nucleotides. The record is from RefSeq and is a predicted model, not a curated record. Lineage: Eukaryota; Viridiplantae; Streptophyta; Magnoliopsida; Ericales; Theaceae.